Messenger RNA from Ananas comosus (pineapple), 1849 nucleotides. RefSeq names its product serine/threonine-protein kinase rio2. Gene Ontology annotation, molecular function: ATP binding; protein serine/threonine kinase activity. Gene Ontology annotation, biological process: maturation of SSU-rRNA; protein phosphorylation. NCBI's taxonomy places the organism in Eukaryota, Viridiplantae, Streptophyta, Magnoliopsida, Poales, Bromeliaceae. The coding region runs from base 103 to 1545 and encodes 480 amino acids. The record is from RefSeq and is a predicted model, not a curated record. Gene Ontology annotation, cellular component: cytosol; nucleus; preribosome, small subunit precursor. The transcript is spliced from 13 exons.
CAUCCCCUUCUUCUUCCUCUCGAGUUUUCAGAACCCUCGCUCCGCGAGUUUCCAAAACCCUAGCGGCGCCGCCGCUCCAGCAGAGCCACCACCUCCGCCACCAUGAAGCUCGACGUAGACGCGCUGAGGUACCUCUCCAAGGACGAUUUCAGGGUCCUCACAGCCGUGGAGAUGGGUAUGAGGAACUUUCAGCACGAGAUCGUUCCCGCGGAGCUCGUCGAGAGGAUCGCCGGGCUAAGACAUGGGGGAACGUAUAAGGUGCUGAGGAAUCUGCUGAAGCACAAACUGGUGCAUCAUGAUUCAUCAAAGUAUGACGGGUUUCGGCUCACCUAUCUUGGGUACGAUUUCCUUGCAAUCAAGACCCUUGUCAAUCGCGGUGUAUUUGCUGCCGUAGGCCGUCAAAUUGGUGUUGGAAAGGAGUCGGAUAUAUUUGAGGUUGCCACGGAAGAUGGGACGGUUCUCGCGAUGAAGCUGCAUAGGCUGGGUAGGGUGUCUUUCAGGGCCGUCAAGUCUAAGCGAGACUAUUUGGUUCAUCGGAGCAACUAUAACUGGCUUUAUUUGUCUCGUCUGGCCGGCCUCAAGGAAUAUGCUUUCAUGAAGGCUCUAGGUGAGCAUGGGUUUCCUGUUCCAGCUGCUGUGGAUUGCAAUCGGCAUUGUGUGGUCAUGUCGCUUGUUAAAGGUUACCCACUUGUUCAAAUAAAGCAGUUGCAAAAUCCAGACGAAGUUUUUGAAACAAUUAUUGGUCUUGUUGUUCGUCUAGCAGAGCAUGGUCUUAUACACUGUGAUUUCAACGAAUUUAACCUCAUGAUUGAUGAUGAUGAAAAAGUUACAAUGAUUGAUUUUCCUCAAAUGGUUUCAGUUUCUCAUCGCAAUGCAAAAAUGUAUUUCGAUCGAGAUGUGGAGUGCAUCUUCAAAUUCUUUAGUAAAAGGUUUAAUAUUUCAUACCAAGAGGAUAGAGACGAGGAAGAUGGUGUAGAAUAUGAUAGCGAGGAAAAUGGUAGGCCGUCCUUCCUCUCUAUAGAAAAAUCAGCUGGUUUCUUAGACAAGGAGCUUGCGGCGAGUGGCUUUACUAAACGGGAUCAAGAUGAGAUAGAAAAGUUCAUUGAAGGAGGACCAGAACCAAAAGAUGGUAGCAGCUCUGAUGAUGAGUCAUCGGGAAAAGAACAAACAGCUGAUGAAGAUAAUGAAACUGUGACUACCAAAAUGGUUGCCUUGCAGUUGGCAGAUCAGCAAGUUAAAAGCUCAUGUUGCAAUGAUGAAGAAAGAGUGGAGGAAAAUCUAGAUUCAUGUAAUGUGAAAGUUGUCAGGGAGAACGAACCUACGGCGUCAGGAGAACAGGAAGAUAGCAAUGAUUUGGAUAAUUCAGAUGAUGAUGAUGAUGGAAGUGGUGAUGCCGAACUAGUUAAGCGCCUCAACAAGCAGAGAAAGCGAGCUGUUGCCGCUGCACGUGGGAGAAGGGCUUUGGCCUCGAGAAACUCUUACAAGGACAAAGGGGGUAAGUCGUCUCACAACUCGAAAAUCCAAAAGCAGGUUUCCAAGUGGUGAUGAUGACUGCAGAGCUGAGGAUCAUGGAGCUGAACAAAUUGAUCGGUUUAGGGUUAAACUGAAGUUUCCAAGAUCCUCGAUAAAAAUAAGCGGUACCGCGAUUUUGCAGGCUUAAGCAUAAAUGUUUAAUCCCCUUGUACAGAAAAUUUUGGUGAGUAGUGCCUGUUUAUCUUUUUUCUGUUACCCCCCUCCCACUGUGAAAUGAGUAAAAGACAUACAAAAAUUGUGAUAUUUAUGUUGUAAGUCUUAAUCAUCUGUAUUCCCAGUUUUGGAAAUUUAAUUAUCUUUGCGAUUUGCGUAUGAA